AUGGAAGGCAUUUUUCACCCACAAAGGAAGAGCCCUUUGUUCUUCCCACUUCAGGCUGAUAUAUUUAAGUUGGAGAAUCAAAUCCCACUUUUCAUUUUGAAAAAAGUUUUGGAAUGGCAGACUGGUUCAGAAAGUCAAGCUUUAAACAGGCUUACUAUGACAAUCUCAAGUGCCUGUAAAAACUUCUCCCCUUUCAAGUGUGUUGGAGAAUCUUAUCGUUCUCCUGCACGAGAAUGUUACAAUGAUUUGGUUGAUGAAAGGCAUAUACUGGAAUGCCUUUAUAAUUUCAUCGUACCGAAGAUAAAUCCUGCUCAGACUAGUGUCCACAUCGGAGAUGAUCAUAAUGGAUUUGUUCCCAGAAGCACUGCUUUUAAGUUUCUUCAUGAGAUGACAUCAAGAUUUAGGGUUCUUCUGUGUCCAAAAUCACGUAAAUCUGAAAUAAAUAUCCCUGCAGCAGCAGAAUUACACAAGAGAGGGGUGAAAUUUGCUCCUUUCACAUGGGCAUCCGAAGAGAUAAGGUUUGAUAGAGCCAGCUCUACAUUGUUCCUUCCUUGUAUAGAGAUGGAUUACAGAACAGAUGUUUUCUUGAGGAAUAUGGUAGUACUGGAAGCAUUCAUGAUGUGGAAAACUAGAGUGCUUACUUGCUAUGGAGAUCUGAUGGACAGAUUGGUCGAUACUCCGAAUGAUGUUGCAGUUCUGAAGAAAUAUGGUAUCCUCUAUAGUAGUUUAGGCAGUGAUAAAGAGAUAAGCAGUCUGUGGAAUGGUAUCCGCAGAUCAAUAUGGAGGAGCCCAUAUGAUCCUAUCGACAAUACAAUCAAGGCUGUAAAUGAAUAUUACAGAAGUAGGUAUGUAGUUUUAUUUGGUGAGCUCUUGCAGGAACAUUUCUCAAAGCCAUGGCGAGCUGCAUCAGUGAUGGGAGCGUGCUUUCUGCUCAUCUUGAGUUUCGUGCAGACAUUAUUGUCAUAUUUUGAACUUCACCAAAAAUGUGAAUGCAAGUGCCCAUAA
This is a messenger RNA of Cryptomeria japonica (Japanese cedar), 1005 nucleotides long. RefSeq names its product putative UPF0481 protein At3g02645. The transcript has a single exon. The record is from RefSeq and is a predicted model, not a curated record. Lineage: Eukaryota; Viridiplantae; Streptophyta; Pinopsida; Cupressales; Cupressaceae. Bases 1 to 1005 code for a protein of 334 amino acids.